UUAGCAUUAUCCGGUUUUAGAUUUGGCUCUUCCUGAGAAGGUUCCCAGAAUGAAGAUAUGAAGAAGUGAUAAAAAGAGGACGACAGGUUUCAAAAUUGCAAAUUUCUAAGCAAGCAGUAAUACAAGGCAACGGUUUCUCGAUCCACUCGUGUAUCAUCUGACAUAAGAGCACAGAUAGAUAGGAAGAAAGAGAGAGAUCGCGUGUGUAGUGUAACAAUAUACCCGGACCAUGUUCCCCGCACGCUGUUCAAUAUUUACAUCAAUGAGACGGAUAUAUUACCGGAUUAAGAUGACCCCUGUGGCUUUUUAAUUAUACAGGCCUCAGUGCGUCAGGACAUCUGCCCUAUAGAAAUCGGGACUCUCGAUCCCCCGAACCGUUCCCUAUUCUACAUCAGCGAUCCGUUUCCCUUGCUACAGAGUAUCAAUUACAUUGUUAUUACCCGGGAAGUAUCCAGAAGAUGUGGUCAGAUCGUAGAUAAUACACUGGUAUAAGAGCAUGCCGCAACAAUGGAACAGGUACACAGAAGCGUGGCCCCCGUCGUGCGAGCAGCGCGAUAACGAUCGUGCGGUGCAACUAUGCGUCUAAUUUGGAUCUGCCCGCAAAAGAGGAUGCGCUUCGCAAAAAAAAAAAAAAAAAGAGAAGAGGGGUACGUGCCCCACGGGGUUCGGGCGUGUGCAUUCGGCCGCUCGCACGUACUCCAAAAUACGUAUGUAUGUAUGUAUAUAUAGCGAAGGGUUCGUCCUUUAGAGGAUUUAGUGAGACUCUCGGGAUGACGAGCGAAGCACAAGGCUCGCGGACAAGAAACACGGACUUCAGCAUAGCCCGUAUACUCGCGGAGGAACUCCCCGGCGCCGACGUCGACGCGCGAAAACAGCACGAGUCUCCGGAGUGCGAUUUCCGGGGAGGAACGAAGACUGGGGAACGGACGUUGGAACGUGCGAGCGAGCCGGAAAAGCGCGACACGCCCGCGCCGUACGUUCCCAUCGUCGCGGAGCGACAGCGAAGCGGCGACCGCGUUGGCGAGAGCACUACACGGUGGACCGAUCUCACGUGGCUUCAGUACACUCGGUACAGACCUCCGAGAUUGCCUAGAAGAUCUCUCACUGAAAGACGGGUCAAGCGACAAGCAGGCGAUCAUCCUCGCAUCCCGUUCUCCUCGUCCCAGUUGCAGAUAUUAGAGGAGAAAUAUAAAAAAAGUGCUUACUUAUCCAGGAUCGACGUCGUCGAGAUGUCCGCAACAUUACGACUGCCGCAGAACAAAAUCAAGAUCUGGUUUCAAAAUCGUCGAGCAAGACAGAAACGGGAGUCGCUAAAUUCCACGAUAACAGCGCGAUGAUUCGACAACAAUGGAAACCAAUAAGGUUCUUCUGGAAUCCUACAUCUGAAUCGAGGAAGAUUCGACAAUGCACCGAAUUUAAAUCGAAAUUAUUUCGGGCAACUCGACUUUCGGCUAUUUAU
Messenger RNA from Mycetomoellerius zeteki, 1459 nucleotides. RefSeq names its product homeobox protein MSX-1. Gene Ontology annotation, biological process: regulation of transcription by RNA polymerase II; embryonic morphogenesis. The transcript is spliced from 2 exons. The record is from RefSeq and is a predicted model, not a curated record. Gene Ontology annotation, cellular component: nucleus. The coding region runs from base 714 to 1337 and encodes 207 amino acids. Gene Ontology annotation, molecular function: RNA polymerase II transcription regulatory region sequence-specific DNA binding; DNA-binding transcription factor activity, RNA polymerase II-specific. NCBI's taxonomy places the organism in Eukaryota, Metazoa, Arthropoda, Insecta, Hymenoptera, Formicidae.